Messenger RNA from Bombus pyrosoma, 1212 nucleotides. It is a transcript of the gene Rrp40, whose product is annotated as exosome complex component RRP40. Lineage: Eukaryota; Metazoa; Arthropoda; Insecta; Hymenoptera; Apidae. Gene Ontology annotation, molecular function: RNA binding. Gene Ontology annotation, biological process: exonucleolytic trimming to generate mature 3'-end of 5.8S rRNA from tricistronic rRNA transcript (SSU-rRNA, 5.8S rRNA, LSU-rRNA); poly(A)-dependent snoRNA 3'-end processing; CUT catabolic process. The transcript is spliced from 2 exons. The record is from RefSeq and is a predicted model, not a curated record. Bases 386 to 1111 code for a protein of 241 amino acids. Gene Ontology annotation, cellular component: nuclear exosome (RNase complex); cytoplasmic exosome (RNase complex).
UUCCAGAAAUAAAAUAACAUUUAUUUUCUAUACCAGUACAUUCGUGAUAUCGAUAACAAUUCUUGUAUAAUUGAUUGCAUCAAUUUAUAUAAAUUACAUUGCGCAGCCGCUUCUUCUUUUGAAUCUGUUUCGAACAAACGCGCGAAAUUAGGAGAAAACAUUAAGUUUAUCACGAAGCAAUGCACAUGGUACAACAGAAUAUAAUCAAACAUUAUUAUCUAUAAUUUUGUAUGUUUAUAAUCAUAUCAGUGAGAAGUAAUACAUUUGUUUAUGGAUAAUUUUAUUGAUCACUCCGUAAUAAAAGAUAUGAGUAAAUGAUAUGUUUAUAACCUAUAAUAAUUUCUAUUAUAACAUAAAAACAAAGGUCACUUACUUCUAAGGGACAAUGGAAGUCAGUGUAGGAGACGUAGUAAUGCCUGGUGAUACUAUAAAAGAUAUUGCUACAAUUACCAAAAAAGAAACAAUCAUUUUAGGACCUGGACUUCGUCGCGAAGCUGAUACGGUAUUUGCAUAUAAAGCAGGUGUACUAAAGAAAACAGAACCAGCUGUAUAUUAUGUAGAUAGUUAUCAAAAGCGUUAUAUACCAAACCGUGGAGAAAAUGUAGUUGGUAUAGUAACACAGAGAAGUAGUGAUAUUUUCAAGGUAGAUAUAGGUGCCAGUGAACAAGCAUCUCUUUCAUAUCUAGCAUUUGAAGGAGCUACAAAGAAAAAUCGUCCUGACAUUCAAGUCGGAGACCUUGUGUUUGCAAAGCUUUUAGUCGCCAGUAAAGAUAUGGAACCAGAACUUGUAUGUGUGGAUUCUCAUGGUAAAGAAAAGAAAUUGGGUGCUUUAAGCUCUGAAGGCAUGCUCUUCACUUGUUCUUUGAGUCUUGUCAGAAAAAUAUUAAAUCGCAAUUCCCUAUUGUUCAAUACACUUGCACGUAGUCAAGCAUUUGAAGUUGCAGUUGGUAUGAAUGGUAGAGUUUGGGUCAAAGCAAGGACUAUUCAAGAAACAAUAGCAGUAGCAACUGCUAUUUUGGCAGCAGAAUAUGCUCCACCUAAUGGUAUUAAAAAAUUAUGCUUAGACAUUGAAAAGACUUUACUUUUAACUCAGUGUGGUAAUGUAGAUUAAUUGUAAUAAAGGAAGAAACAAAUGUUAUGAAUGAUUUUAUUUAUUGUAUCAAUAUUUUUAAUGAGUUUUAUAAAUAAAUCUGUAUGAUUUCUUAUGUGAAA